This is a messenger RNA of Penicillium diatomitis, 2952 nucleotides long. Its product is annotated as glycoside hydrolase family 31 protein. Gene Ontology annotation, biological process: carbohydrate metabolic process. The transcript has 4 exons. NCBI's taxonomy places the organism in Eukaryota, Fungi, Ascomycota, Eurotiomycetes, Eurotiales, Aspergillaceae. Bases 1 to 2952 code for a protein of 983 amino acids. Gene Ontology annotation, molecular function: hydrolase activity, hydrolyzing O-glycosyl compounds; carbohydrate binding. The record is from RefSeq and is a predicted model, not a curated record.
AUGGUGGGUAUUUCGCGUGUACUGGCCAGCUCAUGGCUGUUGCCAGUGGUGUACGGUGCAACGCAAACCACCUCUUCGGUCCAUGCCCAGACGACUCUGCCAUCCAGUGUGGACAAUGGCGCCAACUUGCUGGCCAACAUUGAUGACCCUCAUGCCAUCAAUGCGCAAACCGCAUGCCCAGGUUAUCGCGCUACCGACGUCAAGACCUCCUCCCAAGGUUUAACGGCGACCUUGAAAUUGGCCGGCAAGGCGUGCAAUGCCUACGGUACCGAUGUGGAUUCGCUUGAUUUCACCUUGGAGUACCAGUCGGCAUCGCGUGUGAACAUUCAAAUCACCCCGUCUCAUGUCGAUGCCACCAACGCUUCGUGGUAUCAUCUCUCCGAAGAUGUUGUCCCCCGCCCCAAGGCGGAAAAGAAUGCAUCUGCCAAGGACAGCCAGUUCGAUGUCACUUGGACCAAUGAGCCUUCCUUUGGCUUCAAGGUGGCGCGCAAGUCCAACGGGGACGUCUUGUUCGAUACCACCGGCUCAACUCUCGUGUACGAGAACCAGUUCAUCGAGUUUGUCACCGGAUUGCCUCAAGAUUACAACCUGUAUGGUCUGGGUGAGCAUAUUCAGCAAUUGCGUCUGCUGAAGAAUGCUACCCUGACCCUCUAUGCGGCUGACGUUGGUGAUCCCAUUGACGCUAACAUCUACGGAUCGCACGCCUUCUACCUGGAUACUCGCUACUACGAAGUCAAUGGGCACGGCCACCACACCCUGGUCUCCAGCGACCAGGCCAAGGCGAACAAGAACUACGUUUCAUACUCCCACGGUGUCUUCCUGCGCAAUGCGCAUGGUCAGGAGGUCCUUCUUGGAGACAAGAAACUCACCUGGCGCACUCUGGGUGGAAGCGUCGAUUUGACCUUCUAUGCGGGCCCUACCCAACACGAGGUGACCAAGGACUAUCAAAUGAGCACCGUUGGCCUUCCUGCUAUGCAGCAGUACUUUACCUUUGGUUAUCACCAGUGUCGUUGGGGCUAUUCCAACUGGUCGCAGGUGGAGGAGGUUGUCGCGAACUUCCAGAAGUUCGAGAUCCCUCUCGAGAAUAUCUGGAAUGACAUUGACUACAUGAAGAGCUACCGUGACUUUGACAAUGAUCCUGAGCGCUUCUCAUACGAGGAGGGAGCGGACUUUUUGGACAAGUUGCACAAGAAGGGCAUCCACUACAUCCCCAUUGUUGAUUCCGCCCUCUAUAUCCCCAAUCCCGACAACUCUUCUGAUGCUUAUGAGACCUACAAUCGCGGUGCUGAAAUGGAUGUCUUCCUAAAGAACCCCGACGGAAGCACCUACAUUGGCGCCGUUUGGCCCGGUUACACGGUCUUCCCCGACUGGCACAGCCCCAACGCUACCAAGUACUGGUCCAAUGAGCUGGUUGAGUGGCAUGACAAGAUCGCUUUUGACGGUAUCUGGAUUGACAUGAGCGAGGUUUCCUCCUUCUGUGUCGGCAGCUGUGGCAGUGGCAAACUGAGCCAGAACCCCGUUCACCCGCCUUUCUCUCUGCCCGGCGAGCCUGGUAAUGUCAUCUUUGAUUACCCAGAGGGAUUCAACCUCACGAAUGCCACCGAGGCGGCUUCUGCCUCUGCGGGCGCUGCUAGCCAGGCCUCUGCUGCUGCUCAAUCCGCGGGCAAUGCGCCGGCCACUACUACCCCUUACCUUCGCACCACUCCCACUCCCGGCGUGCGCAACGUCAACUACCCUCCGUAUGUGAUCAACCACGUGCAGAGCGGCCAUGACCUUGCCGUGCAUGCCGUCUCUCCUAACGCGACUCACUCGGACGGAGUGCAGGAGUACGAUGUUCACAGCCUCUUCGGUCACUCCAUCGUCCGUGCCACUUACGAGGGUCUCCUCAAGGUUUUCCCUACCAAGCGUCCAUUCAUCAUCGGUCGCUCGACCUUUGCUGGUACCGGUAAAUGGGCUGGUCACUGGGGCGGUGACAAUGCCUCAAAGUGGGCGUACAUGUUUUUCUCGAUUCCCCAGGCUCUGCAGUUCUCGCUCUUUGGUAUCCCCAUGUUCGGAGUCGACACCUGUGGUUUCAAUGGCAACACCGAUGAGGAGCUCUGCAAUCGUUGGAUGCAACUCUCCGCCUUCUUCCCCUUCUACCGUAACCACAAUGUGCUGUCUGCCAUCAGCCAGGAGCCUUACCAGUGGGCGUCUGUGGCCGAAGCCUCCAAGGCUGCCAUGAAGAUCCGUUACGCAAUCUUGCCCUACAUCUACACCCUGUUCCAGCAGGCCCACACCACUGGAUCAACCGUCAUGCGCGCUCUGGCCUGGGAGUUCCCUAAUGACCCGUCCCUGGCCACCGUCGACACCCAGUUCCUCCUCGGACCCUCCAUCAUGGUGGUCCCCGUUCUGGCUCCUCAGGCCACCAGCGUCCAGGGUGUUUUCCCCGGUGUCAAGCACGGCGAGGUCUGGUACGACUGGUACACUCAGACCGCCGUCGAAGCCAAGCCGUACGUCAACACCACGAUCGCCGCUCCCCUCGGCCACAUCCCUGUCUUCGUCCGCGGCAAUUCCAUUCUGCCCAUGCAGGAGCCUGCCCUGACCACCCGCGACGCUCGCAACACCCCUUGGACCCUGCUCACUGCGCUCGGCGAAAAGGGCACCGCCACAGGUGAACUCUACCUCGACGACGGCGAGAGUCUGACGCCCAACGCCACUCUGACCGUCGCGUUCAAGGCUACCAAGUCCAGCCUGAGCGCCGAGCCCUGCGGCAACUGGCGCGAGAAGAACCCCCUGGCCAAGAUCGACAUCUUGGGUGUUACCCACCAGCCUCGCAGCGUCACUUUGAACGACAAGGCUCUUCCCGAGUGUUCGGUCAAGUAUAAUCAUACUUCUCACGUUCUGUCCAUCACUGGAUUGGAGGAGAUGACCGCCAAGGGUGCCUUUGCUGAGAAGUGGACUAUGAAGUGGUGA